UUAAAUUGUCUGCUCACUUGUACUUUCUCUCUCUAAAAUUCUGCUCACAUCAGCUUCCAUUUUUUUCAGCUAAGACAUCUACCAUUGUCACACCUUCAAACUCUCUCUCCUGAACCCUAACCACCUCUCUUCCAUGACCAGAACCUCAAUCUACCUUCUCUGAGAUUCUCCCACUAAAAUUCUCUCUCGCUCUUAAAAAAAAAAAUGGGCUCUCUUAUAGACCUCAACCUCUUCCCUGACCCCAUCCCUGACCCCACCACAUCCACCGCCGCCGCCGCCGCCGCCGUCACAGCCAUCGUCCCUAAAAUUGAACCGAAACUCGAGCCGCUCGACGAACCACCUCAUCAAUUUCCCCAUUUUUCAAGCCCUAACCCAAUCAUUUCCUUCAAUUCUCAGCCAAACACUCCCUUUUCUGAUCCAAACACAGACCCUAACGCUCUCUCUCAAACCCCGGAAAACAAUUCCACCGAAGAAAACGACGUUUACUCUGAAUUCUACCGGGUUUCUGAGCUUUUCCUAUCUGCUUUCGGCAACCAGUCCGGCGAUGUCCAUGUUUCCGAUCCUGAUUCGCGGGCAAUCGUUCCAGUGCCGGCGGAGAAUCAGCUGUCCGUUGAUGUUGUUUCGUCGUCGUCGCGGAGGAGAAAUGCACGUUCCUCCGAAUUGGUUCGAAUCACAGAUCUCAAGCUUGAAGACCAGAGGUACUUCCGCGACGUCGUGAGGAGGACGAGGAUGCUCUAUGAUUCGCUGCGAAUAUUUUGGGUCGCAGAGGAGGAGAAGAGAAGGGGUGGGCUUGGAAGACAGGCUCGGGGCGAUUUGAAGGCCGCACAGGUGUUGAAGGACAAUGGUUUGUGGUUGAACCGCGAUAAACGGGUUGUGGGUUCCAUCCCAGGGGUUCACAUUGGGGAUUUGUUCUUUUUCCGUAUGGAAUUGUGUGUUGUUGGAUUGCAUGGUCAACCUCAGGCCGGAAUUGACUACGUGACCGCGAGCCAGAGCUCCAACGGCGAGCCAAUUGCGACGAGUGUCAUUGUGUCUGGUGGGUAUGAGGACGAUGAGGACAGAGGUGAUGUAAUUAUAUAUACAGGGCAAGGCGGGCAAGAUAAGCAUAAUAGGCAAUGUGUUCAUCAGAAGCUGGAACGUGGGAAUUUGGCGUUGGAGCGCAGCAUGCAUUACGGCAUUGAAGUGAGGGUAAUUCGAGGGCUUAGAUAUCAUGGCAGCCUUAAUGGUAAGGUUUAUGUUUAUGAUGGAUUAUAUAGAAUUAUUGAUUCAUGGUUUGAUGUGGGUAAGUCUGGUUUUGGAGUAUAUAAGUUUAAGCUUAUAAGAAUGGAUGGUCAACCCGAAAUGGGAAGUGCAAUUCUCAGGUUUGCUGACAAUCUGAGGACUAGACCGCUGACUGUUAGACCAAUGGGUAAUAUUAGUUUUGAUAUUUCAAUGAAGAAGGAAAAAGUACCAGUUUUUCUAUAUAAUGAUAUAGAUAGUGAUCAUACGCCGUUGUAUUUUGAAUAUCUUGUGACAACUGUUUUCCCCCCUUAUGCAUAUUAUCAGGGUGGUAAUGGUAGUGGGUGUGAAUGUGUUUCUGAAUGUUUGGAUGAUUGCUUGUGUGCUUUGAAAAAUGGAGGUGAGUUUGCUUAUGAUAGAAAUGGGAUUCUGUUGAGAGGGAAACCAUUAAUUUUUGAAUGUGGGACUCAUUGUCGUUGUCCGCCAACUUGUCGGAAUCGUGUGAGCCAAAAAGGGGUGACGAAUAGAUUUGAAGUGUUUAGGUCGAGGGAAACCGGUUGGGGAGUUAGAUCAUUGGAUUUGAUUCAAGCUGGUGCUUUUAUCUGUGAGUAUGCUGGAGUUGUUCUCACAAGGGACCAAGCCGAAGUUUUUACCAUGAAUGGUGAUAAAUUGGUUUACCCGAAUCGGUUUGCUGAGAGAUGGGCAGAAUGGGGGGAUUUGACAAGAAUAUUUUCUGAUUAUGUCCGUCCAGCGUAUCCAUCUAUUCCUCCUCUGGAUUUUGCAUUCGAUGUGUCUAGGAUGAGGAAUGUUGCUUGUUACAUGAGCCACAGUUCAACUCCUAAUGUUCUGGUGCAGUUCGUGUUAUAUGAUCACAAUAAUUUAUUGUUCCCUCACAUUAUGCUGUUCGCGAUGGAGAACAUCCCUCCUUUGAGGGAAAUCAGUCUUGAUUAUGGGGUGGCUGAUGAAUGGCUGGGGAAGCUUCGUAUCUGUAACUAACUAAUCCUUUAAGGUGUUGCUGCAUUUCUUUUUGUGGUGUGCUGCAGUAUUUGAGGAAUAUGAUGCACUGAGAUGGGGAUCAAACAAUCUGCUGGCAACAGUUUUGCAGCCCAGAUAUUGAAACUUUAUGGUCCUCAGAUUUUGCACCAAAUUCAGUUCUGUGAAUAUGGACUCUCCAGCACUAGAAUAUCAGAAAUUUCAGUCUUACCCUACACUGCAGUGGUGUCAUUUUGCUAUUUUCUGAUCUGUCAGUUCCUAGAUGCUUUAUAGACUUCCAUACAGUGAAGUAAAAGGGUAGUAAAUUGACUGGUAUUGAAAGAUCAUGCUCAGGUGCUAUGAUGCAGCCACCGGUGGUGAUUUUAUUAGAUGUCAUCCUUAAUUUAUCACGCGUUAGAAAGGAACUCCUGUACCAACAAAUAUCUCUGGGAAAAGAUGUAACGAGGUGAAUUAGGAUGCAAGUCUGCAAUAUAUGCAGAAGCAGAUAAAUGUUAUGUUUUCUUCGCCCUUAUAAUUGCUUUAAAAAAUGAUUCUGAAGAGAAGGAUGUAGAGUCUGUUUUCGGCUUCUUUGUUCCUAUUACCUAACCGGAUUGAGGCAAUCAGUAGCCGCUGUCAUGUUAUGGUAUGCCAAUUGAGCAGUUUUUUUCUAUAGAUUUCGUUCUUGUUUCUGCAGUUUCUUGAUAGGUGAAGACUCGGCCGUAGAAGACCUGUCUAAAAGAAAGGAGAUGAAGUUUGGCGGAGGAUCAUCUGCUGCAGACGAAGCAGAACCCUCUUUGGAAGAGAACACAAUUCCUUCUUCGAUCACAAAUGUUCCUGAUGAAGUGUUAGGUUGUAUGAGUCAAUCGUUUAUACAUUUAUGGCUCUGAUAAGAAGUCACAGUAAUAAUAUUGAAUCAUAGUAGCUGCAGUUUUAUCAGAGCAUUGGUCUCAUCUGAAGCCAAUUUUAUCAGUGAUUUCUAAGUUGGCAUUGUGACUUUCAUUUUUAUUUAUUUAUUAUUAUUAAUUUUUUAGUUUGGUA
This is a messenger RNA of Cornus florida, 3225 nucleotides long. Its product is annotated as histone-lysine N-methyltransferase family member SUVH9-like. Gene Ontology annotation, cellular component: nucleus. The transcript is spliced from 3 exons. The record is from RefSeq and is a predicted model, not a curated record. Gene Ontology annotation, molecular function: zinc ion binding; protein binding; histone methyltransferase activity. Lineage: Eukaryota; Viridiplantae; Streptophyta; Magnoliopsida; Cornales; Cornaceae. Bases 205 to 2211 code for a protein of 668 amino acids.